UUAACACACCAACAACUGUAGAGGUUAGAGAUGAUUACAGCUACUGAGUGAGUAUGAAGAAGCUGUCCAAACUAGUGUCUUGUGUGGCUGUGCUACUAUUAGUGUUUCUUCUACAACACUUGAUUACUGUAAACAAAGAUGGCAGCUAUAACUUCUUACCAGUGAAUUUAAGUACAUCACUGUCCCAACUUGUCGCCUCCACUGCCAAAGAAAAUGUGUGUAAAGUAUACUACGAACGUAGUGGUGUAAAUUUUAACAUGAAGAGCAGCACAUCUUUUGACAAAGUCGGGAUGCAAGAAUACAGCUCAACAAAGACAAAAAGAGAUAUGAAUACCAUAACAGAGGCACCAUGUAAUCCGUUGAAGCAAGAAGACAUUGAGUCCGUUCAAAAGUUUGUAUUUUUCGUUGGCUACGCAAGAAGUGGACAUAGUAUAGUAGCCAGUUUAUUGGACGCUCAUCCAAACAUAAUUAUGGCACAUGAAUUCAAUCUGUUUCGAGCAUGGACUGAGCAUGGAGGAGCAAAACUGUCCAACAAAACGCAUCUCUACAACAAGCUCUGGGCUAACAGCUGCAAUGCCCUCAGGGGUUGGAGAAGCAAGGAAAAUAGCAGGAAAGGAUAUAGUUUAAAUAUCGCCUCUCCCUGGCUGGGUAAUUUCAAAAAGUUACAAGUAAUUGGAGACAAGUCAGGUGCCGUGACUACACAAGUGUAUUCAAACUCCUCGGAAAAAUUUGAUAACAUUUUGGACAAACUGAUAAAAACAGUAAAUGUUCCGAUCAAGGUUAUUCAUGUGGUUAGAAAUCCAUACGAUAUUGCAUCAACAAGACUACUAUAUGUCGAAUCUGCAGGAAAAUCAUCAAAGUUGAAUGCUACUACAGAACACAAACUCUGUAGUAUACAACACCUACACAAGCAAGUGAACAGAACAAUUACCCUGACAACACAUGUUCACAAUUUUCUCGCUACGGCAAGUUUGGAUGUUCUAGAUGUACAUUUGGUUGACAUCAUAGAAGAACCGGGUAGAACUCUCCAAACAUUGUGCACUUUCCUUGGAGUGGACUGCUCUCCAGACUACAUCAAUACAUGUACCAGUAAGCUGUAUAAGAAAGUUGCAAGAACAAGGGAUACAGUGAUUUGGCCAGAAUGGUUGAUGGAUAAAAUUUACCUGGAAAUUAUUAAACCUUUUCCUUCUUUUUGGAGAUAUUCUUUUUAUGGUAACUAAUUGCUCCUCCAACAUUUUUAUUUUUAUAUAAUGAUAAAGAUCGUUAACUAAAACAAGUGA
This is a messenger RNA of Halichondria panicea, 1280 nucleotides long. RefSeq lists its product as uncharacterized. Gene Ontology annotation, molecular function: protein-tyrosine sulfotransferase activity. Gene Ontology annotation, biological process: peptidyl-tyrosine sulfation. Gene Ontology annotation, cellular component: Golgi apparatus. NCBI's taxonomy places the organism in Eukaryota, Metazoa, Porifera, Demospongiae, Suberitida, Halichondriidae. The coding region runs from base 54 to 1220 and encodes 388 amino acids. The record is from RefSeq and is a predicted model, not a curated record. The transcript has a single exon.